CUAAUUUGUUCCGUUGGUCUACCCUAAAAAAAACCCUGGCGAACUCACCUAUGGCAUAUUAUUUGCCAUGGAGAUUAUAGAAUUGCAGACUCGGCCCGAACCAGUCUCGGAAGGAAUUGUGCCACAAGGUGAAAGCUCCGUUCGGAGUCGUCCAAAUCAGCCAAGGCGGACAAGAACCGGCUGCGUCAACUGUCGCCGACGACACAAAAAAUGUGAUGAAAGAAGACCGAAAUGUGACAGUUGUCACCAUCGCCGAGAAUUGUGUGCAUGGGGCACAGAUAUUAGAUUUAAAGCUGUCCAUCCAAAUAGCCUGGCUAUAGAGAACCCGUCUAUAAGACAUCCUAUACCAGAUAUUAUGCCAGAGAUAUCAAAAGCCAAACAAAAUAAUGCGCCUUCAAAAGACCAAGAUCAAGAUACGCCUCAAAGCAGCGAAUACAUGGCAAGCACAGAUAGAGCUCAUUCAUCCACCUCACAACACUCCUUCCAUAGAUCCCCAUAUAACAACAUUUCAUUUGCAAUAUGUGAAGAUGGCUAUAUGCCCAUGGACACAAUGUCUGAUUCGGAACUUACUCCGAAUCAUGAACAUGCAACUAUUCAUGGCUCAACACCUCAGUCACAGCCAAUGUAUAGUGAUAUACAACACAGUAACCUGUCAGAAGCAGACCCUAUAUUCCACACUGGAGAAGUGGCAGCCGAAUUACUUGCGUUGAGGUACACCCGACAUCCAGACUCUCAACAAGAUCAAGAACCAUUGCCCAUCAAUAUCAGACAACCGGAGAAUGACAACAUGCACCCACAAGCCCGACAGAGGAUUUUCAACGAGCCGAUUUUUGACAACCAGCUCUUUGAUUCAUCUCAAGGCAUUUUUCUUCCUGGUUCAGCGUACCGGGAAUUACAUACUACCCUUCGCAAUCACAUAAUACAUACAGCAAGAUCAAACGCUGCCACUAGGUCUGGAACUCCGGAAUCUCAGCCAAACCCAGGACCAUUCUCACAGGAAACGGUACGACCGCAGGGAGAUGGUCUACCCAACGAUAAUUGCUUGUCGUAUUCCGAAACUCAUAAGCCACCUGAACUUACGCCCAAUCGCGAGUAUAUAUUAUGGAAAAACUACAUUGAUGAAUUGGCCCCAUGGCUUGACAAGUUCGACAAUCAGCGCCAUUUUGAGUUCAAACUCCCGAUAAUGGCAAAAUCAUCACCACAGCUUAAAUAUUCAAUAUUGGCAUUGUCAGCUCGACAAUUGGAAAGAAAAAACCCCUUAUUGCCCUCAUCGGAGAGCCUUGCUUUAUAUCAGGAGGCAAUACACCUCCUGUUACCAGAGCUUCACACCAGAAAUACAGAAGUUAUGGCUUCUUGUGUAAUUCUAUGCGUUUUAGAGAUGAUGAGCUGUUCUCCAAAGGAAUGGAGGCGGCACUUAGAUGGUUGUGCAAAUUUGAUAGAAGCCAUUCGUAUCCAUGGCUUUGUGGGUGAGGUUGAGCAGGCUCUUUUCUGGUGCUUUGCUAGAAUGGAUGUCUGUGGGGGUCUAAUCUCACAAGAAGAAACUCUUAUUCCUCUUAACCGUUGGACUUCCGGUAGAGAUGCAUGGGAAGAUCACAACCUCUUCCGCAACCCAUCGAACACUUUUGAUGUUUGGGCAAAUUAUUCAGUCUUCAUUUGCGCCAGCGUUCUGCACUUGUUAAAUUCUAACAGGACCAGCCACUUUGAUAUAUCACGCCCGCAAAACCAACAAGAUGGCUAUGCUCUACGAUGGCAAAAGUUGUAUGAUAUCCUACAAAGUUGGUAUACUGACAGACCCGAAGAAAUGAAGCCUCUUCUAGCCAUUCCAGUAGUAGCAGAAGACUUCCAAAACCCAUUUCCGACAGUCUUGUAUGGGAACGGCUCAGCAAUCUCUGGAAAUCAAUUAUACCACACCUCAACACUAAUGAUGCUUCAAGUAAAACCGAAAGGUAUAAACCUUGGGAAACAGUCGCGUUCAAUCCUCUGGCACGCACGGCAGAUCUGUGCUAUUUCGGAGUCAAAUACACACCACGGCUCCUGGACGAACUCUGUGCAACCUCUGUGGAUAGCUGGAAAAGUAAUGAGCCAUCCAAGCGAGCAUUCUGCGAUUUUGAGAAUCCUGGAACGGAUUGAGAAGGAGACAGGCUGGGAUACAAAGUGGAGGGUUGACGAUCUCAAAGAAUACUGGGGAGACUUAGAUGACUGACUCGCAAUGGUGGAACCCUAUCAAUCUGUAUUAUUAUUAAUGAUACUUAUUAACAAAA
Pseudogymnoascus verrucosus is the source of this 2261-nucleotide messenger RNA. RefSeq lists its product as uncharacterized. Lineage: Eukaryota; Fungi; Ascomycota; Leotiomycetes; Thelebolales; Thelebolaceae. Gene Ontology annotation, biological process: positive regulation of transcription by RNA polymerase II. The coding region runs from base 68 to 2203 and encodes 711 amino acids. Gene Ontology annotation, cellular component: nucleus. The transcript is spliced from 8 exons. Gene Ontology annotation, molecular function: transcription cis-regulatory region binding; zinc ion binding; DNA-binding transcription factor activity, RNA polymerase II-specific. The record is from RefSeq and is a predicted model, not a curated record.